GUCGCUCCGCCCAUUCAGUCCGGACUGCGGCCGUUAGCCUCCCCAUACUGGUCCCGAGCACGCUCUCGUCCCUCAUCCUGUGUGCGCGUGCGUGUUCUUCAGGGAACAAUCCGCAAAUGAAGUCACAGUUCAUCAGGUCGGGGAAAGGUGCGCGCGGGAAGCGGUAUCAGAGCAGCGGGAUUGCGCACUGAGGCUGGUCCCUGUCAGUCAGAUCUUUGCACUGAGUGGGAACUGGAGCACGUGGUGAAAAACCAUGCAAAGCGAGAAUGUGCAAACUCCACAGAUAGUUGCCUGAGGCCAGGAACAGACCUGGUGCUGUGAGGCAGCAGUGCUAACCGCUGUUUCCGUGCUUUCAAGUGGUCAGACUGGGUGCGGUGAUUGUGGAGAGCUGCUGAGUACCCUAGCUCAAAGGUUUAAUUCUGAAAAAUGAAACUUCCUGUAGUGCUGUCGCUUUCCGUUUGCUGUUUGUUCAAUCUCACAGUAAAAUGUGUGCAUGACCUCACAUUUCCCCAUCUUAUGGAAGAAAACUCUGUGACACUAAAGAUACCUGCACAUGUUGACCUGCAAAUUGGUGAUAUUCAAAACAUCAGUGUUGUUCCAAGUGCAGGCUUGCAGGAGACUCUAGUUGUCACAUUUAAUGUUACGUUCUCAUCGAAGCAGACUUCAGUUGUUGAACUGCCCGAAUAUAUUACAUUACCUUCUCACUCAGUGAAAUCAACAGUUUUACCAGUCAGAGGCGUUGAGGUUGGUCAGACCACUGUGUACCUUGAAAACAACUGCACCAGCAAUGUGACCAGAAUUCUGGCAAGAAUUCACUUCCUGGUGGUGCAGAGUAACGUCCUGAGAAUCGUGUGUCAGCUGAUUGGUUGGAUUUACUUCUUCGCCUGGUCUAUCUCCUUCUACCCUCAAGUGAUCGAAAACUGGCGACGUAAAAGUGUGGUUGGUUUGAAUUUUGAUUUUCUGGCACUUAAUCUGACUGGUCACAUAGCAUAUGGCAUGUUUAAUAUUGGUCUCUUCUGGAUUCCAUAUGUUGAGGAACAGUUCCUGGUGUACAAUCCAAGUGGGGUGAACCCUGUGCAAGGUAGUGAUGUCUUCUUCAGUCUGCAUGCCAUCCUGCUAACAGUGAUUACAAUCUGCCAGUGUUGUUUUUAUGAGCGAGGGGAGCAGAAAGUCUCAAAAGUUACGAUUGGAUUGCUGGUGGCUGCAUGGCUUUUUGCCCUUAUCACUUUAUUUGUGACCGUCGCGAAUAAAAUCACGUGGCUGCAGUACCUCUACUAUUUUUCCUACAUCAAGCUUGUAAUAACAGUCAUCAAAUAUAUGCCCCAGGCCUAUAUGAAUUAUCGCAGGAAGAGCACAGUUGGUUGGUCGAUUGGGAAUGUGCUGCUAGAUUUCACUGGAGGAAGUUUCAGCAUUGUACAGAUGUUCUUACAGUCUUAUAACAAUGAUGAAUGGCUGCUGAUUUUUGGAGACCCAACAAAGUUUGGCCUUGGAUUGUUCUCUGUUAUAUUUGACAUUUUCUUCAUUGUACAGCAUUAUUGUUUGUACAGACAGAAGUCUGACUACAGGCCAAUCGACACAGAUAACUGAGAUUAUUUCUGCACAAUACAUCCAAACUCUGAAAGUUAUUCAAGGGGAAUUUCUGACAUCAUGCAAGAUCAUCAAAAGCAAUCGUACUUGAAAAAACAUUAACUGCAUCAUUUGGUAAAAUCAAGGUGCUGAAAAUAGAAAGUUAAAAAUCGCACAACACCGGGUUAUAGUCCAACAGGUUUAAUUGGAAGCACUAGCUUUCGGAGCAACGCUUCUUCAUCAGGUGAUUGUGGAGGACACAAUUGUAAGGCACAAAAUUUAUAGCAAAAGUUUACAGUGUGAUGUAACAAACUAUACCUUGAAAAAUACCUUGAUUGUCUGUUGAGUCUU
Messenger RNA from Hemiscyllium ocellatum (epaulette shark), 1917 nucleotides. RefSeq names its product cystinosin-like. Gene Ontology annotation, biological process: L-cystine transport. Gene Ontology annotation, molecular function: L-cystine transmembrane transporter activity. The record is from RefSeq and is a predicted model, not a curated record. NCBI's taxonomy places the organism in Eukaryota, Metazoa, Chordata, Chondrichthyes, Orectolobiformes, Hemiscylliidae. The transcript has 13 exons. Gene Ontology annotation, cellular component: lysosomal membrane. Bases 427 to 1587 code for a protein of 386 amino acids.